Messenger RNA from Nerophis lumbriciformis (worm pipefish), 1617 nucleotides. NCBI's taxonomy places the organism in Eukaryota, Metazoa, Chordata, Actinopteri, Syngnathiformes, Syngnathidae. The record is from RefSeq and is a predicted model, not a curated record.
AUGAGCGGAGACAACGUUAAGUUGUUUGUGGGCAACCUUCCUUUAGACGCGACACAAGACGAAAUCAACAAACUCUUUGCUCCCUAUGGCGAGAUCAACACCUGCUCCUUGCUCAGACAGUAUGCCUUCGUCACCCUGAAAGGAGAGGGAGCUGCCGACAGGGCCAUACGGCAUCUCGACGGCAAGGAGUACAGAGGCAGGCCCCUUGUGGUGGAGGAAUCACGGGCACGUCCUCCCAAUUCCACCAAAGUGUUUGUGGGGAACCUGAGUGCGACGUGUUCUGCAGAUGACUUGCACAGCCUCUUUUCAACUUUUGGGAGAGUUUUAGACUGUGAUAAAGUCAAAGGUGAAGCCCGAUUAUGUUCAAAUGUGGGCUACGCUUUUGUGCAUAUGGAAAGGAAAGAGGAGGCUAUGGCAGCUAUCGACUCCCUCAACGGGACCAUUUUCAAGGGCCGUCAGCUGGCUGUAGAGCUCUCCAAAGCGCAACCUUUGGUCAACCAGCUCAUGACAACUGGAGGGGGUAGAGAAGGUCUGCUUCCUCGGCCAGCUGGCUCGUUGGAGCAUCACCAGAGUCACGCUGCCGUACUCGCAGCAGCAGCAGCGGCUGCUGCCGGACUUCCAAUACAAGUUCAGCAAAGCGUCCACAACUCAUUUUAUAACACCACGUCCUUUGAUCCUACUUACGCCGCUUUGAGAGGCAUUACAAGUUCUAAAGGCGCCGAUGGGGUCAUAUAUGGUGCUCUGGCCAGCCAGGUUUAUGGAUCUGUCGCUGAUCAGGUGUACCAGGACAUGACUAAUCACACCGCUGUGCCCUCCGCUGAGGAUUACGAGCCUCAGAACACGCCGGAUCCAACAACGCUUUUUGAGGCCGCAAGAGCCAAGUUCUUCCAGGAGGGACAGAAGGUUCUGGCCGAGCAGCAAGCAGGGAGAAAAACAACAGCAGCAUCAAAUUCCACCACGUCAACGUUGACGAACACGUCACCUUCAGAAACGGACAGGGACCGCAGCCCGAUCAGAGGGACCCGGGCGCCCUUGCUUCCUGACCCGUCUCCAGGUUCCUUCACACAGAAUCGUGCCAAACGCCGGGCUCUCCUGCCGACGCCGCCCGGGAUACCUGAAGACCCUUCUGCUGUAACUGCUGAAGGAGCCGAUCCUAUGGCUAGAUCCUAUUCAGAAUACUACCAGCAGAUGCAUCAAUACCAACAGUACCAGACCCAGCACCAGUACCAAUACCUCCAGUAUGCCUACAACAAUCCUCCGCCCCCUCCUCCCCCGUCCUCAACAGAUGCCACCACCUCCGCCCCACCGCCCCCCGGGACAUACACGGCGUCAUCGUCCUACCCUGCCACCCAGGACUACGGACCCCCAGGCACCUACGAACCCCCCGGCAGUUACAACGCGUCGUCACAGAACUACUCCGGCAACUACGACGCCUCGGCCGCCUAUGAUUCAUCGGGAGGCUACAGGGCGGCGGGAGCGUACGAUACACCCGGAGCUUAUGCAGCAGCGGGAAGCUACUCCGCGACCACACCGUAUGAGCAGACACCCGCACACGGGCAACCCACGCCCCAGCGCAAUGAUUACCCUUACAACACGCCAGAACCUCCUUACCGAUAG